AUAGAAAUCUAAAAAUAAUUCUUCCUGAUGCUUGUUUAAGAGAUAAUGUAAUUGCGGAUUCCCCAAAAUCAGAUCUUAAUUCUUCUCAAGAUAUAUGCCAUGUCGUCGAUAACACUAUUG
Messenger RNA from Racocetra persica, 120 nucleotides. The record is from the annotation of a GenBank genome assembly. Lineage: Eukaryota; Fungi; Glomeromycota; Glomeromycetes; Diversisporales; Gigasporaceae.